GUCAAAGGAUAGUUGGCACAGGAUUAUGGAAUAUGGCGGACAGCUUGAAUCCAAUACGUCUUUGUUCCUGAAGAUCUAGCAAGCCCUGUUCCUAAUCGUCGUCAAAAUAUUACUGUCGGUGUCCAUGACACUCCCAGGGUAUCCUGUUUUAUAAACCUACUUCACCAGGAGUUGUCUCCCAUGGAAUAAAAUAACUGUCACCAUGGACCCUAGAGUAAUUCUCAAAGAAACUAAUGAUUUGGCUAGUCCAGCCAAGAAAAGGAAGGGAAGAGAAUCCAAAUAUAUGAAGCAAGAGGCUGAACAGGAAAAGGUGCAGGAGGACAUUGUUGUCGUGCCAGUGAGAAAAGGUCGUAAGGGGUCAAAAUGGCAGGGAUCAGGUUUUAUCACCAAGAGAGGCGACCAGAUAUUGUCCUACACUUCAGAGAACAAGAUUACCUACCGGAAAGGCGACUGUGUAUACCUGGAGAAUUCGCGCCGAGACCAGCCGUACCUUGUGUGUGGGAUAAAAGACUUCAGGCUGACGAAGCGCGAGACUUUGGUGGUGGGGAUCAAGUGGUACUUCCGUCUGUCUGAGGUGCCCGAUAGUGUCUACCAACUGUUGGUUCAAGACAGGCACAGUGAAAGCUGUGGAAGAGAAUCGUUGAUACCAGACCCAGACAUUCGCUCAAGGGAGCUCUUCAUAUCCGAUGCAGCCGACACCUACCCUGUCAAGGCUUUGAGAGGUAGGUGUAAAGUCAGUCGCUACCACGACCUCAGUGCUGCCAAAGACUUCAAACCGGAUCCAGACUCUUUCUUUUACGUCCUCGAAUACAACCCCAAAACCAAGAGGCUGGCGACCACACAAGGGGAGAUUCGGGUGGGACAGAGUCACCAGGCUCGCCUACCCGAAUUACGGCGAGAUGUCAUGCCAUCGCAGAUGCCGGAGAAAAUGGAAUACUGGGAGGAGCUUCGAUGGCGGCCUAAUGCCGUCAUGGAUGGAGAUCUCAUGAUGUACCUGCGAGCCGCAAGGAGUGUGGCAGCGUUCGCGGGGAUGUGUGAUGGAGGAUCCACAGAAGACGGGUGUCAGGCUGCUUCUAUGGACGAGACCACCAUCAAUGCCAUGGAUAUUUUACAUCGUCACACCUACGACCAGGGCAAGGGUCUACAGGCACUGGUCAAGUCUCCAGCCCUCCGCAGUAUAGAGAAAAAGUGGACAGAGGAGGAUUCGAAACGUUUCAUCAAAGGUCUCCGUCAGUAUGGCAAGAACUUCUUCAAGAUCCGAAAGGAACUUCUUCCUCAUAAAGAAACGGGAGAACUGGUCGAGUACUACUAUUUCUGGAAGAAAACUCCUGGUGCCACAUCAAAUCGGCCCUACCGAAGACACAAACGUCCGGCUUUCAAACGCAACACUCGUUCCCAACGCCCGACAUCAAGUGACUUCUGUGACCAGAGUUGUUCAGCCAGUGAGUGUUCGGAGGAUUCUGAUGACAGUGGUGCUAGUCGAGAACUGAGUGGUUACUCUUGUCGUCACUGUAGUUCUACAGUGUCCAAAGACUGGCACCAUGCUGGUAAAGACAAGAGUCUCCGCUGUACAGAAUGUCGCCUCCACUUCAAACGCUAUGGGGAAGAGCGGCCCUUAGAGAGUCCACGCGACUCUUCAACACGAGACCCCUCAUCCCGCGACCCAUCUCCCUUCCUCUUCCAGCCAGUCAAGGAAGAGGACUCUGUCAACGGUCGACACAAUAUGCGAACACGACAGACUCGGGAAUCGACAAAAGGCAAAAGAAAGGAAAGAAAUAAUAGUACUAGUAGUCCGGAUAUUGUGGACAGUCCACUGAAUACACUAGCUCCACUGGCACGCGGUCGUAAGUCUCCAAGUACUGGUAGUACCUGCAGCAAUAGUAGCACAGACACACAGAGGAAGGUCAAGAAGACAGCUGAGGCCCAGAACAAGGGCAAGAAGCGACAGGCUAACUCCGAUUCCGAGGACAAACACAACAAGAAGAAGAAAGCUGAGGACCGGUCUGAUUCUGAGUCAGUAUCUGACAGCAGCAGUCUAUCUGGGAAUGAUGAAGAGAAUGGUAACGAGGGAGAUAUAGAGAACAAUCAGGAUGACCUUAGCUCGUCCUCACCUCCCAGCACUCCGCGCUCUGUAGACACCGACUUCAAGUCCAGUAAACCUCCGGUGUCCUCACAAAGUUCUACAACCAGCACCUCUGUUCAGUCUCCGGUGACAACUGUUGUCACUCCUACUUCCACCGCCACCGUGGCCAACCUUCACGAUAAGGUGCCACUUGUGCGGCCGGAGCCAGCACAUAUCCACCAUCCUCAUACGUCACCCCCUCCUGUGUCACAACUUCUCCCCCCUCCUACUCAUCACCUCCCCCACCAUUCACACCCUCUCUCCCCUGUGUCGUCCUGUCCCCCACUCGUACCAUUGUCAUCUUCGAUUUCUCUACCGUCAUCACAGAAAUUACCAUCGGAGAAGCUGUUGCCCACAACAACGCCAUCCAUGCCGCUGUCACUCCAAUGCAGCACUCCUCAGGAUCUUGCUUUCCACCGAGAAACGUCACCUUUCACAUCGCCAUCAUUAUCAUCGCUGCACACGAGGGCACCGCUAUCAUUACCUCAGGUCAGCACUUCCAGUACCUCGUCAACACCUGUCCGCCUCGAUGACCUCCACACAAAUACAGUUCCCAUUAAGAAGGAGCCUUUGUCUCCACCGCCAUCUCCUAAACACAGCUUCGGGGCUACCAAGCUGCUAAUGGACAAUCCAGCCUCUCGGCCUAGUGCAGUUGAGGAGAAAUCUAGCAUGAAUAGUGUAAUAGUCAAGUCAGAACCUUUGUCUAGUUUCUCAAACCGGCCAGAGUCAUUUCAACCAUUUGAUUUCUCUAAACCUGGAUUGGAGUCUAGUGCUAGUAGUACAGUGGUAUCAAACAGUCGAGUGUUAGACUCUGUGAGUAGUAGAUCGGACAAUAAAACCCCUCCCCUCCAUGUAUCUCACCCACAUGGACCUCCCCCACACAUAACUCCCUCACAUGGACAUUCUCACGGAGUAUCUCCCCAUGGGCCUUCUUCCCAUGGAAUCAAUCCCCACGGACCUUCCCUACAUGGACCUCCACACCCACAUGGACCUUCCCCACAUGGACCUUCCCCCCAUGGCCCUCCCCAACAUGGGCUUCCCUCACACGGACCUUCAUCACAUGGAUCAUCAUCACAUGGGCCUUCCCUUCAUGGACCUCUAUCACAUGGACCUUCUCCUCUUAGGCCCAUCCCCCAUGGGGCUACACCUCAUGGGCCCCAUCCACACAUUCAUGAACCGCCCACCACCCCAAAAGAACUGAUUUCUCCCUCUUCUACUGUGGAUGCAAGCUCGAUAGAGAAAUUGACCCCAGGGGUGGGGGUCAAGUCUGAGCCGGCCACUCCUGUGUGUGAGACCAGUGUUGUGAUGGAGGAAGAGGAAGAAUCGGACCACGAAGGAGGAACGACCACGCCAGGGCCAGACCCGACGCGAUGUAGCUUAGAAAUGUAUAAGUCUGAAAAUGCAUUACUAAUGAAAGUGCUGAACAGAGGAGAAAACAACUGCUGCUCUCGUUGUGAUAUUGUCUUCAGACCGCAUCCCGAUUCCAAACUGGCUCGUAAGAGGGCAGCACCGACUCACACCCCGGUUAAGACAGAAGAGAAGGUUGUUAGCGCUAAAAAACCAGAAACACCUCCUCCAAACUCGACAGCAGAUGCUCAGAUCACCAGCAGUAUAACACCAAACAACCCAUAUGAACGCCAUACACCUCGCUCAUCCUACCCCGACACUCCUGCCCUACGCCAGCUCAGCGAAUAUGCAAAACCUCAUGUUAUGGGUUCCGGCCCAGAUCCUGCACGAUCUCUUUCCUACGCAGGCAUGCCACAUAGUAUGGACCACCUGUUAGACUACCGAAUGGCAGCUAUGUAUCCACCAGGCUCCCGCGAAAGGUUAGAAUUGGAACUCGAGCGGGACAAAAGAGAACGAGAUGCCAGGGAGAGAGAACUGCGGGAAAGAGAGAUACGAGAAAUGGAAAUGAGAGAAAAAUUAAAAGCAGAUUUAGAGCUUAGUAAACCAGGAUUGGACAGAAUACUACCACAUGGGCCAGGGAUAGACUCCAAUUGGCUGGAACUACAGCGACGGUUCUGUCAGCCUGGCAGUCACGUGUUACCGUCGGCAGCUAAUGUAGGAGGUCCGGGAGGGGGGCACCAUAUCCCUGGAGUCUACCCACCCACAAGUCUGGCCAGCGACCUUUUACAGCGAGAACGGGAAAGGAUGGAGCGACUAGGCCUCUCCCAGUGUCAUCUUAUGCACCCUGGUGCUGACAUGGCUGCAUACUCCAACACAGUGGAGCGACUGUCGGCCGAGCGGCUACAUGCAGAGCGUAUGGCCCUCGCAACCGACCCGAUGGUUCGACUGCAGAUGGGAAACCUGGGCGUGUCACCGUCUGGCCACACCCACACACACGCACAUUCGCACACGCAUCUCCACCUUCAUCAGCAGGAUGCAGCAGCAGCGGCAGCAGCAGCAGCAGCAGCAUCAGGGGCUCCAUACCACCCCUCGCUGCAUGGUCUGCCUCACCAUUUCCUCCCUCCCCUGCCCCCAGGAGCUGAUCCUCUAGCCUCGGGAAUGAGCAGCUCUAACCCUCCGACGUCCAGCGCCGGGCAACACCUGCAAUCCCUGCCCCAGGGACUGCCUCACCAUGCAGCUCUGCUGGCAGGCCGUGAGCAGGAGAUGCUUCAGAGUGACCUCUACAGACGAGCAUAUGCUGAUCCAGCAUUUGCUCACCAGCUGUCUGCCCAGGCUGCUCACCAGGAGGCGAUACAACGUCAGCUAGCUAUGGAUCGUGAACGCUUUGGUCCUGGAGGUCAUCUCCACCAUUGACCUCCCCCACUGUGAUCUCCAUGGCUACCGUUGUAUGACCUUAUGACCUUGGUUGUGAUGAUUGUGUAGAACCCACAGGCGUGUAUAGAAGUAAACGUAUGAUAUUUGACAACACACAACAUACCUUUCUUUAAGAGGGUAGUUCAGCAUGUGUUGUCACAGUGGCAGCAGUUACCGACUUGUGUGAAUAAUUAGUUUUCAUGGUUGAAGCAUUAUUUCUCGUGAGAAAAGGGAGACAAUUUUGUGUCCAUAUUCUGUGGAGUUUGAUUGUAACUCUGACAAUCAGGAAGGGGAGGAGACUAUUAAUGAAAUCCUGGUGUUUUCCUCUUGGGCUUGCUCAAGACUUUUAUGGGCAGGACCCAUGUGUUAUAUGUGGCCCCAGACUAUGAGGGGUGUGGCCCCAGGCACGUGUGGGUGGCUCUGGUGACCUAAUGGACAACGCCUGAACAAUGUGGCCACAUCAGUGGCAUGAUCUCUCAAGGUCUGCCAAUCCUUGUGCAAUCUUCAAUUUUGUAUAGAUUUUUUGUGAAAAUGAAACAUAUUUAAAUGAAUAAAAAGUGGGAUUCCUUGCCCAGUAUCAUAUGGGAGAGGGUAUAUCCUUCUGUUAACAGGCAAAUUCCAUUGUACAGUAUUAUGUGGCUAUUUUGAUUUUCUUUGUGACAUUUUCAUAUAUGCUCAUGCUGUGUUUACAUUUUGUAAUUUAUAAACAAUUGUUUGAGGUAUGCAUGAGUUAGAGUGUGAGGAAUGAUGCAUUUCUGAGCGUUUGUUAGGUCAUGUGACAAUCCGGUAUAUAGUCAUGUGACCACAUUGUAUGUGAUCAUGUGACUGGACCAAGUGGACUCGUGACUUUUUUCGCUGAUCAUGUUUAUCUUUGAUGAUGUUUAUAUCAUCUGUCAACAUUUUCAGCAAUGGGCGUCUGAGAGUCAAAAUAAAACAGACUAUCAAUAGAUCAUGAUCAAUGCAACAAGGAGAAUUAUCAUUUUAGAGAGUGAACAAUUAAUUGUAUGAGAAGGGAGUGUUUGUUUUAGUCAUGUGUUCGAGAGAGAGAGAAAGAGAGAGAGAGAGGUUAUUUACAGAUACACUUGUAAUUUGUGACAAGAGUGUGAGAGUUCAGAACAAAGGGAGGUAAGCCCACAUCCACAGUAUAUAUGGCAGCACACCACUAUCUAUUCUCCUUGAUAUAUUAUAUAGCCUUUAGUAGUAGAAGUUUCAGGGAAUGAUGUUGUAGGGUUACCAACCUCUAGUUCAAUAUUUUGCUAAUUAAUUAAAAUAUGUUCGUUAACUUUUUGUGUAAGGCUUUAGUCAAGCAUACUGCUUUGUUGAACUACAUAUAAGAACCAAACAUUAAGUCAAGCCAUAGUUCAAUAAGGAUUCAGAAUUUCUUAAUUUCAUCGAGUUUAUUUAUUUCCCUAGAAAUGGUGCCAUCCUCAUGAUAAAUAUGACAAGAAUUUGAAAAGUAUUUCAAACAGCAGUUUUAAAAGAAUAUUUAUGUGAAAUUUCGCAAUAAGAAGAGCGACCAAGAUUUCAUACUGGAAUCUUUUCUUCAUAAUGUUUUAUUCAUACAGAAAAAAACCGUUUGAUACAACUAAAUCUUCUAGCAUGUAAAGUACAGGUAGGUUGUCUCCCCUUAGUCUCUCUCCUGAGUGUGAAGGAGGAUUAUGAGGUAGCUGACAUGAACAUUCCAUUGGCCACCUUCCUGUAGGUACGGUAGUGGUGUCUCCAGUCUGGGGAUCAAUUUGUAUCUUUUAACCAUGACAAUAUAUAUAUAUAAAUACACAAAUAUCCUGAAAAAAUGUUGAUAGCUUUACUGAAAAUUAGCAACAUGUUGAUCAAAGAUCAAAGUUGAAAAGCUGCAAAACCAGUUGGAUAUAGGGAUAUUUCCUGUACUGGAGCAUAUUGUAUGAAGUUGCUUACAAAAAUGCAAAGAAAUAAGUUUUGUAUUAUUUUUUUUUUAUCUUUGUAAAUUAUUGGUAAUGAAUUUUGAUUAUUAGUACAGGGGACACCAUGUUUGUCGGAGAGUAUCCGAUGUUAUGUGGAUGACAUUUAGCGUUUACUUCCGAUGUAAAUAGAGAGAGCUGGUAACAAACAGAACCCCAGAGAUUUGCUAUGUUUGUAUUGUGACGUGUACUGCGGUGUUACCAGUAAACCCCAGUAUAGUAUUAGUGCUGAAGGACAUUCUGGUCAAACAGGGGAGCCAAGGCAGCAAUUUUUCACACAGGAUGUUGAUUGUAGGAAAUAAAUUGAAUUAUACAUGGUGUAACAUUUUUCUGAACAUAUCCUGAAACAGCCAAUUCAAAACCGAGGAUUAGCAAACUAUUUCUUGCUGGCAUUCUCAAUAAAAAAUUUAUUGAGAGCACUUCCGACAUUAAAACAGACAUGUUUAAAUAAUAGCAUUUUAACACUUCUGUUGUCUUGUAAAGUGGUGUCUAGAAUUAUUGUAUUGAAGGAGAUUGUAAAAGUGAUGUAUUUGUUUCUUCACAUCAGUUCUGGAGUAAACAUGCUUUAAACUUGUGUACAUUUACACUUUCAAAGCAGGCAUAUUUGAAGAUUUCUAACAUUAAAACAUCUUUGAAAGCCUUGUUAGUAUAACAUAUAAAUAUAUGUUUCAUUACUGCCACUACCUUCUGAAUGACCAGAAUGUCUUUUAGCAAUGCCAGUAGUCUGCAAUAUAUUUAUAUACCUGUGGUGUGACCUAGGUGUAGUGCUGUAAUCAUAUAACAUCAUUAAAGGGACGCUGGCCAGUUGGCAAGGUCCUGUGUCAUUAUGUGGGAUACUGGUCAAUUGACUGGGUCCUGUGUCAUUUAUCUUGAUGCUGGUUAGUUAACAAGGUCCUGUGUCAUUACUGAGGAUACUGAUCAAUUAACAAGAUCCUGUGUCAUUACUCAGGACUCAGGGUCAAGUGCUGUGUCAUUACUUAGGACAAUGGUCAGUUGACAAGGUCCUGUGUCAUUUCUUGGGAUGCUGAUCAUGUUAACUAGGUCCUGUGUCAUGUCAAUACUUGGGAAGCUGGUCAGUUGACUAGGUCCUCUGUUGUGUCAUUAUUAGGGACACUGGUCAGUUGACUAGGUCCUGUGUUGUGUCAUUACUAAGGACGCUGGUCAGUUGACAAAGUCCUGUGUCAUUACUUAUUGAUGAUUUGCCUAAUUCUAAUGAAACAUUAAUCCACCCAAGUGGUGGGAAAUAAAGUAUAUGUAAAACUG
Molecule: messenger RNA, 8082 nt
Organism: Pecten maximus
Lineage: Eukaryota; Metazoa; Mollusca; Bivalvia; Pectinida; Pectinidae
Product: arginine-glutamic acid dipeptide repeats protein-like
Biological process (GO): regulation of DNA-templated transcription
Cellular component (GO): nucleus
Molecular function (GO): chromatin binding; sequence-specific DNA binding; transcription corepressor activity
Source: RefSeq, a predicted model, not a curated record